AUGUCUACAAAGCGUAAGUCGAAGCGGCAAAAAGUUUUAUCUGAGGCCGAAUGUUUCGAAGUUGAGGAACAUGAUGAACAUCUAGAUGUGCUCAUGCUACCAAACUCGAAUGAUUCUGGCGAAUCUGAUUGUGAAUCUGAUUCAGAUGAUAAUUCUAUAAAUGAAGAGCUAGAAAAUUUGUUUAGAAAUGAGUGUGAUGAUUUACCGCAAAAUUCAUACCAGACAAUACGAAAAAAUUAUACUCCAAAUCAAUCGAAGUUGGAGCCAGAUCAUAUUUUUGAAUGGGUUGACGGUGAAAAGAAGUAUGAUCCUCAAUAUAAAAAUGAAACUUUUAUAUCUGACAGCGUUGCAAAAAAAAUUCGGUCAUCCUCGUCAACGGAACUAUUCGAAUAUUUCUUUUCCAUGGAGCUAAAAGAAUUUAUAUUAGAAGCAACAUGUAAGAAUGAUUGUCAAAUUUCGAUGACUGAAUUAGACAAAUUUCUUGGAAUAAUUAUUUUGUCUAUUUUUAACCAAAGGAAAUCUCAAAGAGAUUAUUGGUCUCAGAAUCAUCUUCUGGCUUGUGAUGCUGUAGCUAGAGCUAUGAGUCGCAACAAGUUUGAAGAUAUCAAGUCCAAGCUGAAGCUAUCUAAGCCUGGAGAUGAAAAUUCUGAUGAUAGAGCUUGGAGAGUAAGAGGUCCUUUGGAGAUUUUCAAGAAAAAUGUGAGGCAGUUUGGUUAUUUUUCAUCUGCUUUAUCAGUUGACGAAAUGAUGGUAAAGUUUCGGGGAAGAACUAUCUUGAAGCAGUUUAUACGAAACAAGCCUGUCCGUUUCGGCAUAAAAAUGUGGGCUCUUUGCAGUUCCGAAGGGUUCUUAUUCGAUUGUGAUAUUUAUUGUGGCAAGAAUUCGAAAAGUUUUUUCUUCGGCAACGAAGAAAAACUGAAUAAAUGUGCCUUAGGUAGCUGCGUUGUCGUUGGUCUCCUCCAAAACCUUCUUUCUUCAGUUGUACCCAGAAAUGUAGUGAAAUAUCACGUAUAUUUUGACAACUUUUUUACAAGUCCUGACUUACUGGUUCAUCUGAAGAAAGUUGGUUUGCGGGCAACAGGAACAGUCAGAGCUAAUCGAAUUCAAGUAAAAAAUCCGAUUAGUGAAAAAGAUCCAAGAGGCACAUUUAUCGCCAAGCAUGACAAAUGCAGUGGUGUCAAUUAUGUCACGGUGAAAGAUUCAAAAGUAGUCUCUGUACUAUCAACACUGGCAGGUGUUACACCAAUGAGUUCAGUCAAGAGAUAUUCUUCGGAGGCAAAAAGCAAAGUGAAUAUAGCAUUUCCUAAUGCUUUUAAAACUUACAACAAGUUUAUGGGCGGAGUAGACCUGCACGACGCACAUUGUAGCAAUUUAAUGCCAUGCAUAAGGUCGAAGAAAUGGACUUGGGUUGUACUCAUGAGACUCGUUCAAGCAUCAAUCACGAAUGCAACGGUAUUGAGAAAUUUAGUUGUUCUAGAAAAAAAAAUUGGUACUAAAGACAUGGCUAUGCAGAUUGCAGAGUCAUACCUAAAAAAAUCCGAAUCUUUAAAAAACCACAAAGUUCGAAGAGUUGAACAAAAAAAAAACUGCGCUAAUUUCUCCAAGUGCAGUUCUAGAACGCAACGAAAAUGCGUUGAGUGUGACGCAUAUUUAUGCGUUUCCUGCUUCCAGGAUUCUCACUAUUAA
Molecule: messenger RNA, 1686 nt
Organism: Leptopilina heterotoma
Lineage: Eukaryota; Metazoa; Arthropoda; Insecta; Hymenoptera; Figitidae
Product: piggyBac transposable element-derived protein 3-like
Exons: 1
Coding region: 1-1686 (561 amino acids)
Source: RefSeq, a predicted model, not a curated record